Molecule: messenger RNA, 3727 nt
Organism: Copidosoma floridanum
Lineage: Eukaryota; Metazoa; Arthropoda; Insecta; Hymenoptera; Encyrtidae
Product: Kinesin-like protein at 61F
Biological process (GO): microtubule-based movement; mitotic spindle assembly; spindle elongation
Cellular component (GO): mitotic spindle; spindle microtubule; nucleus
Molecular function (GO): plus-end-directed microtubule motor activity; microtubule binding; ATP binding
Source: RefSeq, a predicted model, not a curated record
GCAAAAAGGGACGCCAGGGCCCGUCUCGUGUGUGUGUAUACAAGUAACGCGCGUCGCUGGCCGACACUCCCUUUCCCGGGUGUACCUGAUUCUUCCAAGUUAAGGGUUAACGAUAAUAAUCAGGGACCAGAGAUCGACAGCUUCCAGGAUGAACGACACGCGCAACAAGAAGGACAAGAACCAGCACAUUCAGGUCUUCGUGCGCGUUAGACCAAUCAACAAUGCAGAAAAAAUAAGUAAAUCACCAGUAGUUGUUGAGGUAUCUUCAAACAAAGAAAUCGUUGUCAAGGAAAGGCCACAAGAUAAACUUACCAAAAAGUUCACUUUUGAUAAAGUAUUUGGUCCAGUAUCAAAACAGAUUGAUGUUUACAAUGCAGUUGUUAAUCCUCUUUUGGAAGAAGUUUUGGCUGGAUACAACUGUACCGUGUUUGCUUAUGGACAAACAGGUACAGGAAAGACUUUUACUAUGGAAGGAAACUGCAAUGAUCCUGCACUACAUUGGCAAGCUGACUCUGCAGCAGGUAUCAUACCUCGAGCUUUAAGUCACUUAUUUGAUGAUUUGAGAACACUGGGUGCUCAAGAAUAUUCUGUUCGCGUUAGUUUUUUAGAACUGUAUAAUGAAGAGUUGUUUGAUUUACUUUCUCCUAACGAUGAUGCAUCUAAAAUUAGAAUUUACGAAGAUGCAACGAGGAAGGGUGCAAUUAUUAUCCAUGGUUUGGAAGAAGUGACAGUUCACAAUAAAAGUGAAGUCUACAAAAUUCUUGAUAAAGGCUCAGAGAGACGUCAAACUGCUGCAACAUUAAUGAAUGCUCAUUCAAGUCGAUCUCACACAGUGUUCUCGAUAACAGUACACAUAAAGGAAAAUACUGUUGAUGGCGAGGAGCUUCUCAAGACGGGUAAACUGAACUUGGUUGAUUUGGCUGGGAGUGAGAAUGUAGGAAGAUCAGGAGCCGUUGACAGGCGGGCUAGAGAGGCAGGGAAUAUUAAUCAAUCAUUGCUAACUCUUGGGAGAGUUAUAACUGCUUUAGUUGAAAGAGCACCGCAUAUACCAUAUCGUGAGUCAAAGUUGACAAGACUACUCCAAGAGUCACUUGGUGGACGAACCAAGACUUCCAUUAUAGCAACUAUUUCACCUGCCUGCAUUAACAUAGAAGAAACUCUUUCUACCCUUGACUAUGCCCACCGUGCAAAGAACAUUACAAAUCGACCAGAAAUCAAUCAAAAGCUGUCUAAAAAGGCUUUGCUCAAAGAAUACACAGAAGAAAUCGAAAGGUUGCGGCGCGAUUUAUUGGCGACACGUGAGCGCAAUGGUGUCUACCUAGCUCAUGAAAAUUUCACAGAAAUGCAAACUCAAAUUGAAAUUCAAGGCAAAGAAAUUGAAGAAAAAAUUAAUCACAUUAAAGCCUUGGAAGAAACAAUGACGAAUAAAGAAAAAUUAUUUAGUGAUCUCCAAGUACAAUUCGAACAAACGAAUAAUGCCUUACAUCAAACAAAAAAUAGUCUUAUCAAUACGAAAAAUGAACUGGAAAAGACAGCUUACGAUAGAGAUGUGCAGAAACAUUUGGUUGAAAAACAUGUCGACACGGAAAAAGUUCUUUUAAAUCAGGCUAAAACUCUAUUAACUGUAGCAGAAAUAGCAACAAAUGAUACCCAACAGUUACACGACAAGAUUAGUCGUAAGCAAAAAGUGGAAACAGAAAAUGAAACUGUAAGUGAGCAAUUCAGAAAUGAAAUGUUGAAACGUUUUCAAAAUGUGGAGGAAAAUUUGGGAUGCUAUAAAGAUCAUGUGCUUGAUUACUGUUCUUCAUUACAAGAACAAGUUAGUUCAGUUAUUGACUAUCAAAAAGAACGAACUGAAGUCACACUCAAACAUAUAUCUGUGGAUCUAGUGAAACAAGAAAUUGAAAUCUCUAAAAAGCUGGAAGAAACUGCGUCCACUUCUUACGAUGAAUACCAUUCAUGGAUUCUCACACAAAUAGAAAAAACUUCAGAUAUGACUCAACGUGAGCGUGAAGCUCUUCAGGACAUUUCAAAGAAAAUUAGUCCUAAAAUUCGGGAACUAGUUGAGACAAAAAUAUCUGAAAAUUUGAAAACUUUGCACAACGAAACAUCCUCAAAACUAUUAAAUCUUGUGAAUAAUGUAAAAUUAUCCAUAGAUAAUUUUUGCAAUGCUUUACUCAAAGAUAGAGAUAACUUGACCAACGAAGUUGCUGAAAUGAAAAAAUCUAUCGAAGUUGCUGUUCAAAAACAAAAUCACAUUUCUCAAAACGAAGAAGUACUUUCCAAGAUGUUUGGUGAUUUGAAAAAUCAAUUUGAAAAUACGUUAAAGCAAUAUGAAAAUUUUGCGGCGGAAAACAAACAGUGCCACUCAGUUAUUUCAGAUAAAUUAAAUGAUAUCAGUACAAGGGCUGAUAAUAUCAAUGAAAAUAAUUCAACCAGUUAUAAACGUAAUGUUAAGCAGGAAAGGCAUAUUGAAAAACAAAUUGAACAGCAGAUUUCGGCUGUUAAGAGUGAAGUUGAAACGACCCUCGAAAAGAACUGGAAUAUUGCAGAACACGCAUUAGCUCAGAGUGCCGUCGUAAUUGAUAAUUUGGAAGAAAAUCUAAAAUCAUCACAAUACACCUUGGAGACAUUUGACAAUUCAGUUAAAGCUGACGCUAUGGAACUUCAAACUAAAGCUGAAAAGGAAAAAGAAACAAUAUUAUCAACAGCUCAGGAGUAUCAUAAGGUCAUCACGGAUGCUAGUACAAUACAUACUAACUUUAUGAACGAUCAGCAUACCACUAUUCGUGAUCGAUGUGGUAGAAUAAGCAGUAGCCUUGAGGAACAAGCAAAUGGUGCUUCGGAGUGGCAUAAGAAAAUUAAUUUGCAGCUGCAUUCGACGCAUGAUAAAAUUGAAAAGUUUGUGAGCGAAGAACUGCGCAAAGACAUUCCAACAGGUUCUACUCCUUUAAGACGAGAUUAUAGUUACCCUCGGCAUUUGGUGGCAACAUCACCACACGAACGCAUCAUACAAAGAUUCCGACAAUUCCGAAAAAAUAUUGAAUCAUCAGAGGAUGAGGGUGAAAAUACCAUGGUAGAAAUGACGUCGUCUUCGGAUGCGAACAGCAGCGACAGCAACAGCCUAUCGUCUCCAACGCCCAUUAAAAACGAUCAUGUAACUUCUACACCAUGUAGUACAUCAAAAUUACGAAAACCAAGUAAAAUAAAUUAUUGUAAUAGUAUGAUAAAAUCUGCUUCAACUUCAGAUCUUUCUAUCGUCACAAAAGUUCAACUUGAUUCAACAACUAUGUCGGAGAUAGAAAUGCCAAAGGAAAACAAUGAUAAGGAAAAUGGAGAAGAAUUUUUAAAACCAGAAAGAUUCAGGCCAAAACGGUUAUCCAAAACAAAAACCGCAAACAGAAAGAUUCUUGGAUCUUGUAAUUAAGGUUGUUUUAAGAGUUAUCAGGUAUGAAUGAAAGUGCGAAUUGUAAUAUUAUCCAGUUUAUCGCUAUAAAAGUAUAUACUGAAAAAGUAGCUCUUUGUAAGCCUAUGACAAUUUGAUUCUUCUGUAUCAUUUAAAAUUUGUAUUAUUUAGUAGAUGGCAAAAUUUUUACAAUUGAAAGAAACUGUUUUUAUUUUUGAUUGAGGCCUGUCAUUAAUCACAAAAUGAUAUCAUUGAUUCUUCGUAAUUAUCGGGUCAAUGUCCUUGAACUAAAAUUGUCAUUUUAAAAAUGUGCAACUUGAA